UCUUUCCAAUUCAGUUUUCUCAGACACAACAGAAAACAAAAACAAAUCAUCUUCAGGUGCUUCAACACUUACACACAGUUGACGAAACUCCAAGAUCAAAAUCACUCGACAAUGCAUUAUCCUAACAACAGACCCGAAUUCGUCGGAGCUCCAGCUUCAGACUCGACCCGGAACAGGUAUCAACAGAAGGAGCAGUUGUCACCAGAGCAAGAGCUCUCGGUUAUAGUCUCCGCCUUGCAACACGUCAUCUCAGGUGGAAACGAUACGACGCCGUAUCAGGGUUUCUCAAGCAAUAGCACAGUGAUUAGCGCGGGAGUGCAUUCCGACACGUGCCAAGUGUGCAGGAUCGAUGGUUGUUUAGGCUGUAACUACUUUUCCGCGCCAAAUCAGAGAAUCGAAAAUAAACAACAAGUAGAGGUAGAAGAAGGGGUUACUAGUAAGAGUAGUGGAAGAGAGAGCACGGUGGCGGUGACGACGGCGGCGGCGACGGGGAAGAUAAGGAAGAGGAAGAACAAGAAGAAUGGGUACAGAGGAGUGAGGCAGAGGCCUUGGGGGAAAUUCGCAGCUGAGAUCAGAGAUCCCAAGAGAGCGACACGUGUUUGGCUAGGCACUUUCGAAACAGCUGAGGACGCGGCUAGGGCCUAUGAUCGAGCAGCUAUUGGGUUCCGUGGGCCGCGGGCUAAGCUCAACUUUCCCUUUGCGGAUUACACUUCGACUACUACUACUUCCACUGUUCCAGCUGAGGAUACAAGAACGAAUGCAAGUGCGAGCGCAAGUGUAAGUGCAGCGAAUUCUGCUGAGGCAGAGCAAUGGCGUGGAGGAGAAGGAGGAGAUUGUGAUAUGGAGGAGUAUUUGAAGAUGGUGAUGGAUUUUGGGAAUGGUGAUUCUUCUGAUUCAGGGAACACUAUUGCUGAUAUGUUCCAGUGAUGAAUAAAUAAAAGAUUAAAUUGUAGUUACAAAGGUGUAGUUACUCGUUCAUUAAAACAAAAAGAAUUGAUUCUUUUCAGAUUAAA
This is a messenger RNA of Brassica oleracea var. oleracea, 1013 nucleotides long. Its product is annotated as ethylene-responsive transcription factor ERF109-like. Gene Ontology annotation, biological process: regulation of DNA-templated transcription; ethylene-activated signaling pathway. The coding region runs from base 112 to 927 and encodes 271 amino acids. NCBI's taxonomy places the organism in Eukaryota, Viridiplantae, Streptophyta, Magnoliopsida, Brassicales, Brassicaceae. The transcript has a single exon. Gene Ontology annotation, molecular function: DNA-binding transcription factor activity; DNA binding. The record is from RefSeq and is a predicted model, not a curated record.